AUGAAAUGGCUUGGCUAUAUAAAAAAUGGUUUGGUCGAUGAUUUAAAAUUAUCCAUUAAAAUUACCACGCAAUAUUAGCGAUUCUUAAAAAAAUUAGUCAGUAAUAAUUCAAAUAGAGAAAGUUGUCUGAAGAUGAUAUGA
Paramecium tetraurelia is the source of this 141-nucleotide messenger RNA. RefSeq lists its product as uncharacterized. The record is from RefSeq and is a predicted model, not a curated record. The transcript has 2 exons. NCBI's taxonomy places the organism in Eukaryota, Ciliophora, Oligohymenophorea, Peniculida, Parameciidae.